ACCCUGAAAUUUUGCAGGGUGGCAAACGACAGCGGUUGGGUGUCAGGAUCCCUGGGAAGUGGCGACCAGACCCCUGGUUUUUUUUGGUUUGGACCUGCUAUGUCUCGUGUAGGUAGGGGUAGUCCUUUCCUUCCUUGCCUGAAGCAGCGUUCUAUCUCGCUGUCUCUGACAAUCCCCAUUUCUCUUUCUUUCUUUCUGGGGAAGCGGGAUUGGUCUUCUGUCUUCCUUGGGAUAAAUGCCCCCCUCGACUGUCUCUUCGCCUCGCCCUACCUCUGGUUUGAGUCGGUACUGUCCUUCUCAUCCAGUCUCCCCGACCCCCCCACCCCCACCCCCAAUGGUCUCUCCCGAUGUUCGGCUGCGCGAGUUGGGGAGGGGGGGAGAGGCGGAGCUGGGGUGUGUGUUGGGGGGGCAGGUCUGCAUUGCUGCUUCCUCUGGUACCCAGAGCAGUCGCUGCUGCCGCCUCCUCCCAGCAGCCCCGACAUUCUUCCCCCUACUUCCUUGCUGCGGGGACCCUUACCAGGACAACCAUGUUCCCUACAGAGACCUGACGCCUCUUCCUUUGCUAGCUGGAACAUUCCAACACAGCUCCAACCAACUUGAUUUGCCUUUCCCUUCCUUUCCCUUUCCCCAGCUCCCUACUUUUUGACUAUGCUGAACAGGUUGUAGGUUUAUGUUUUCUACCAAAUACCAUCAAAGCCUUCCUCUCUUUGUCCUUACUCCUCCAAUACAUGCCCCCUUUAAGUUCUACCUCCUCUUUCAUUCUAUGCCCAAAGCUCUUUGAAUGUACUUUACUUGGGGUAAAGUGUAUUCAUUAGGGGAUCUUCUAAAAUCUAGAAUUUUUUUAGGGGACAAAACAGGGAGGGAGAGAAGGCAGAGAGAGGACCCCUGAGGGGUGUCCAAAGAUUCUAGUCACUGCCAUGGAUGAAGGCUUCCGUGACCGGACAGCCUUCAUCCGUGGGGCCAAAGAUAUUGCAAAGGAGGUCAAGAAGCAUGCAACCAAGAAGGUUGUCAAGGGUCUUGACAGAGUUCAAGAUGAAUAUUCCCGGAGGUCCUAUGCCCGAUUUGAAGAGGAUGAUGAUGAUGAUGACUUCCCUGCCCCUGCGGAUGGGUAUUACCGUGGGGAGGGAGUUAGAGAAGAUGAAGAAGAGGGAGGUGCAUCCAGUGAUGCUACUGAAGGCCAUGAUGAGGAUGAAGAAAUCUAUGAAGGGGAAUAUCAGGGAAUCCCCCGGGGAGAAUCAGGGGGAAAGGGAGAUCGUUUGGCAGAUGGGGCUCCCCUGGCUGGGGUGAGGGGAGGUCUAGGGGAUGGAGAAGGCCCUGGAGUUGGUGGGGAAGCUCAGCGGCGGAAGGAGAGAGAAGAGCUGGCUCAGCAGUAUGAAACCAUCUUGCGAGAGUGUGGCCAUGGCCGGUUCCAAUGGACCCUCUAUUUUGUCCUGGGUCUGGCACUUAUGGCUGAUGGGGUCGAAGUCUUCGUGGUGGGGUUUGUGCUGCCCAGUGCUGAGAAGGACAUGUGCCUGUCUGACUCCAACAAGGGCAUGCUGGGCCUCAUUGUCUACCUGGGUAUGAUGGUUGGUGCCUUUCUCUGGGGGGGUCUGGCUGACCGACUGGGUCGUCGCCAGUGUCUGCUCAUCUCACUCUCGGUCAACAGUGUCUUCGCAUUUUUUUCGUCGUUCGUCCAAGGCUAUGGCACAUUCCUCCUCUGCCGCCUUCUCUCUGGGGUUGGGAUUGGGGGGUCCAUCCCUAUUGUCUUCUCCUAUUUCUCUGAGUUCCUGGCCCAAGAGAAGCGAGGGGAGCAUUUGAGUUGGCUCUGCAUGUUCUGGAUGAUUGGUGGUGUGUAUGCAGCUGCCAUGGCCUGGGCCAUCAUUCCUCAUUAUGGAUGGAGUUUCCAAAUGGGUUCUGCUUACCAGUUCCACAGCUGGCGGGUUUUUGUUCUCGUGUGUGCCUUUCCUUCUGUGUUUGCCAUUGGGGCCCUGACCACACAGCCAGAGAGUCCUCGAUUUUUCCUGGAGAAUGGGAAACACGACGAAGCCUGGAUGGUCCUAAAGCAAGUCCAUGACACCAAUAUGAGGGCGAAGGGGCAUCCAGAAAGAGUGUUUUCAGUGACCCACAUUAAGACUAUCCGACAGGAGGACGAGUUGAUUGAGAUCCAGUCCGACACUGGGACUUGGUACCAGCGCUGGGGGGUCCGAGCAAUGAGCCUGGGGGGCCAGGUUUGGGGGAACUUCCUUUCCUGUUUUGGCCCCGAAUAUCGGCGCAUCACCCUGAUGAUGAUGGGUGUGUGGUUCACCAUGUCAUUUAGCUACUACGGCUUAACUGUCUGGUUCCCGGACAUGAUCCGUCACCUCCAGGCAGUUGACUAUGCUGCCCGAACCAGGCUCUUUGCGGGAGAGAGGGUGGAACACGUCACCUUCAACUUCACACUGGAGAACCAGAUUCACCGUGGGGGCCAGUACUUCAAUGACAAGUUUAUUGGUCUGCGCCUGAAGUCAGUGUCUUUUGAGGACUCCCUGUUUGAGGAAUGUUACUUCGAGGAUGUCACAUCCAGUAACACGUUCUUUCGGAAUUGCACAUUCAUCAAUACAAUAUUCUACAACACAGACCUUUUUGAAUACAAGUUUGUAGGCAGCCGACUGAUAAAUAGCACAUUCUUGCAUAGCAAGGAGGGCUGCCCACUGGAUGUGGCUGGGACUGGUGAAGGUGCCUACAUGGUUUACUUUGUCAGCUUUCUGGGGACCCUGGCAGUGUUACCUGGGAACAUCGUGUCAGCCCUGCUCAUGGACAAGAUUGGCCGGCUUCGAAUGUUGGCUGGCUCCAGUGUGAUGUCAUGUAUCUCCUGCUUCUUCCUGUCCUUUGGGAACAGUGAAUCUGCCAUGAUUGCUCUACUCUGCCUCUUUGGAGGGGUCAGCAUCGCGUCUUGGAACGCGCUGGAUGUGCUGACCGUUGAGCUCUACCCCUCAGAUAAGAGGACCACAGCCUUCGGCUUCCUGAACGCUCUGUGUAAGUUGGCCGCUGUCCUCGGGAUCAGCAUCUUCACCUCUUUUGUGGGGGUCACCAAGGCUGCCCCCAUCCUCUUCGCCUCAGCGGCGCUUGCCCUGGGCAGUUCCCUUGCCCUAAAGCUACCUGAGACCCGGGGGCAGGUGCUGCAGUGAGGGAGAGCUGGAGGACAUGGGGGCAGUGCACUGUGAGACUAAUAGCUCCUUCGUCACCACCCAUCUCCACCUGGCCCCGAGAACUCCCCGCUGCCCCUCUCUACCCCUCUUCGUGUUUGGUGUCUUAGCUGUGUGUGUGCGCGUGCUUGUGUGUGUGCAUGUGUGUGCAUGUAUGAGUGUGGUCCUCGUGGGGCAGGGGCUACAGAGGAGAAAAUUCUUCCCCCUCAAGUUGUGGAGAAGCUCCAUCCCCUCCGUCCACCUAUCCUUAAUGUUGUACAGAAGAUACUUCUCCCUCUUUCUCCCUGAUGUUGUAGUUCAGGCUUUCACCCCGACUUUGGGGCCCAUAGAGAAAGCCUUCAUUCAACCUGUGUGAACCUCAGCUCUCUCUGGGAGCUAAUAUCCAGGGGGUAGGGCCAGAGUGCUGAGGAUGAGGUCUCUUUUCCCAGGGACCCUUCUGUCUGUUCUUUAGGGGUAAGGGAAAGUGGAGAGGCUGAAGCCCAGGGAUCUGAAGAUGGGGUGCGGGAUCUGGGGGAGAGGGAACUACUGAAAUGGAGUCACAGGAUGUCCUCCGAUAGGUCCCUGUGGAUGCUGCUGGGGGUAGCAAUAAUCCUCAGCCCCCUGGCCUUCCCCUUCCUGUCCCCCAAUUUGGGUUAAAGUGUGAACCCUGAGUUUUAUAAAGUUUGAUUUCUGAUUUUUAUUUAUUUAUAUUCAGUUCUGAGGCAGCUCAGCAGUGGUGUGUGUGUGUGUGUGUGUGUACGUGUACUUGUAUCGAGUGUAUGUAGUGGGGAGGGGGUGUUGCUGUAUUGUCCUGAAAUUUAAACCAAGGGGAAUCUUAACAGAUACAUGUGACUGUGGUCUCGCCAACACAGUUCCCUGUUUGUCCUUCCUGUGUCAAGCCUAGGAGGUUUAAUCUCUGGGUUGGGUGGGCAAAGGAGAUACCUAGACUGGGGGUGGGAGGGACGCCAUCUAAGCACAGUGUCCCCUGCUCUCCCCCUAGAGAAGCACAGGCUCCCUUGCAGGUAGGGGUUCUACCCGCCAUAGCACAGGCCCCAACUCUCCAAAGGGGCCCCAUCUGGACUCAUGGGGAGGCACUUGGUCAAACCAGCAGACAGAUCUAAAAGCACAAGGAUCCGGGAGGGGGGAGACGGGAUCCCUUUCUCUGAGACCCUCUAGCCAAGCUGGGAGCUUUGGUGAGGUUCCUGCCCUAGCCCAGGAGCCUCAUUUCCACCAUAUAAUCUCUACCCCAUGAAAUGGCCCCUGCCUGCCAUUUAAACUGUAGCUGCUCCUUACCCUGUGUGACUGGUCUUUCUCUGGUGCCCCCCACUGUAGUUGUGAUGUGUUGUAGUUUUUAGAUGUUUGUAAAAUGUAAAAAAAUAAAAUAAAAAAACAGGAAAAAAAGGGGAAAAGUAUGAAAAACACAAAUAAACUCCAAAUUCCCCUUCCUCCUAUAUUGCGUCUGGCCCCUCCUUGCCCUAUGGUCACUCCCCUCAUUUUGUAACACUGACCAGGUGGUGACCGUUGAACUCUUUGUGUCUAUGCUCAGACCACCCCUUCCCUUCUGGUGCCAUGUGUUAUGAGCCACAGCUCUGUCACCCCAUCCUGCUGGACGCAACCCCUCCCCCCCAGCCCAGGAGGGACCGUCCACCUUCCCACCCUCCUGGGAAUACCCCUUCCCUCCAGUUGAUGUGAAAAAAUGAAAUGAAAAUAAGAGAAAAAUAAAAUUUUAAAAAAUCCUUAAAA
Monodelphis domestica (gray short-tailed opossum) is the source of this 4886-nucleotide messenger RNA. RefSeq names its product synaptic vesicle glycoprotein 2A (gene SV2A). Gene Ontology annotation, cellular component: synaptic vesicle membrane; neuron projection. The record is from RefSeq and is a predicted model, not a curated record. Gene Ontology annotation, molecular function: transmembrane transporter activity. Gene Ontology annotation, biological process: chemical synaptic transmission; transmembrane transport. NCBI's taxonomy places the organism in Eukaryota, Metazoa, Chordata, Mammalia, Didelphimorphia, Didelphidae.